Cotesia congregata is the source of this 2037-nucleotide messenger RNA. NCBI's taxonomy places the organism in Eukaryota, Metazoa, Arthropoda, Insecta, Hymenoptera, Braconidae. The record is from the annotation of a GenBank genome assembly.
AUGAAGCGAGGUCCAUAUAAAUUAUAUUUAACCCCGGAGGUUCCCGAGCAUGGAAACUUAUCAUCAGAAACUGUGGAUAGAACUGAAGUUUCUUACUUUCACGAUCUAAACUUCAAACGUUCUUCAUCAAAUUCAUGGCUUUAUGAAGACUAUGAUGAUGAAUCAUUACUUGAAGAAAUUUGGUUUGAUGCUGAAGAUUCAUCAUUGACAGAUGAUUUCUAUGUGGAUUACAAUAAUGAACAUAGUCAGCAAAAAGAUGAGGAAAAAGACGCUAGUUUCGAUUAUAAUAGACCACUAUGUAAGUGUACGACAAUCACGCAGGGAGAAGCUCUAAUGAUGACUCUUGCACUAGGAGUUGAAGAAUCUCUAACAUGGAAAACUAUUGUUGGGAUAUUAUCCAUGAUUAAUACGUUAUUCGAAAAUGACGUAGUUCCGUCAUCAAAAUAUAAGUUAUUUAAAACUUUAAAACUAAGUGAAGAUAUUCUUGCUUACCAUGUAUAUUGUAGGGACUGCCAUCACUACUUUGGCUCUCAAGAUAAAUUUAAUAAAAACGGAUUACAGUGUCCAAUUUGCGACAAUAGUGAGAAAUCGCCAGAUAUUUCAUAUUUUUUGACGUUUGACAUCUCCUUACAGUUGAAAUCAAUAUUAGAAGAUCCCAAAUUUAUUCCCAUAUGUGCCGUAGUAGAUUCUGUGGCAAGAUGCAAAAUUUUAAAUAUGAAGCAAUAUAAUGGUUCUUACGGUUGCACAUUUUGCGAGCAUCCGGGAUUGCGUAUGAACAACUCUCAAAAGUUUCCAAUAACAACGGUUGUUCCAAAAGAACGAACCAACGAAUCAGUUAAAGAACAAAUGCUUCUUGCUGGUGAAAGUGAGUUUGGUAGUGAUGUCAUGGGUGUGUGGGGACCGUCAGCAUUAAUAAAUCUGAAUUAUUAUGACAUUGUUGAUGGGAUGUCACCUGAUUAUAUGCAUGCUAUUUUAUUAGGUGUAAUAAAACAGCAUACUGAAAUUCUACUGUCUUCAUUCGGUGAAGAUUACUAUGUAGGAAGUCCGAACCAACUUGAAGCAAUUAAUAUUAAACUUUUAAACUUUAAGCAUCCUACGUGUAUAACUCGAUCCCCAAGAAAUUUAACAGAGCGGGAAAUGUGGAAAGCAACUGAAUGGAGAUCAUGGCUUCUUUUCUAUUCACUUAUAUGCUUAAAAGAUAUUCUUCCCCAGAAGUAUUUAGAACAUUUAGCUCUAUUGGUGGAAGCUAUCAAUCAAUUCUCUCAAUUUUGUGAACGGAAUUUGACAGGUCGAUUGAAAAAUACUUUUGAAGUGGACGGCUGCAUACUGAUUGGGAAAGGUACAAAUUAUAAUUUAAACGAUAACGAGCGAAAACUUGUAAAUAGAUCUGAAACAUGUAAAUCAUUUAAUAGAUUUAUUUACAACGGCAAGAGAUAUACAUCGAAAAAUUACCGAGCAUGCGCAAAAACAAAUGACUCUAUAAUAUCAUUGGAAAAUGGAAAAAUAGGAAUAAUUAAAAACGUUUGUCUUUUUAAUUCAGAUAAAGGAGAAAAAAAAAUUUACAUAUUUUUUGAGGAAGUAGUAAGAUUAAAAAAAUACUUCCAUUCAUCACGAUAUGUUACUGUUAAUAAUAUUGAAGAAUGUUUAAUUACUGAAGAGUUAAAUAUUUGUGAAGCAAAAAUGAUAUCGCAACCGUGUAUGUUAACUCCAGUAAAAAACAAACAUUAUGUGAUUUUUAUACCACCAGGAUGUUAUGAGGUGAUUAAAGCUGCUCGCGAAAAAGUGAACUGUUCGAAUUGUGCUGAUCGACUUGAAAUAACCAAGAAACUAAUAGAAAUAACUGACAACUUAGUUAAAACUGCGCAUACAAAAGUAUCUUGUUCUCAUUGUGUGGAUAAACUACAUCUAAUUGACGACUUACUUAAAACUGCGUAUACAAAAGUAUCUUGUUUAAACUGUGUGGAUAAUCUUAAUUUAAACCAAAAACUGUUAGAAAUUACACAGAAGUUUCAAAAACUGGAAUUACGUUUCGUUUAA